AUGCAACUUACACUUCCCUUCGCGGUCCUUCUCGCGACCAUCGUCGCCUUGUACUCUGCGCCCUCCGAGGUUGAGGCUGCGCCCAUGAAGCAGAUCCGUGCUCCCAACGGUCGCAUCACGAUGCCGCUCAAGCGCGUCGUGAACCGCCGUACGGACGUGCACCCCCAGGUGCUCCUGCAGCAGAAGAUCAACCACGCGCAGCGUCGCUACGCGCGCCUCACGGGCCGCGCGGAGCCCGAGCCGGCUGAGCUCAAGCGCGCACUCCAGAAGCGCGUCGACUCGCUCGAGAAGCGCGGCAUCCAGGCUCGCGGCCUUCGCAUGGGCCACGCCGCCGCUGGCAUGAGCUCCCCGACGAGCAGCGCCGACACCGUCUCUAACAAGGCGUCGUCGUCUUCGUCCAGCUCGGACACUGCCCUCACUCUUGGCGAGAUCAUCUCUGCCAUCACUGGCUCUUCCAACGCUAAGGCUGGCAAUGGUAACGCCAAGGCCAACAAGAAGGGCAAAGGCAAGGGCGCUGCUGCGGGUGCGGGUGCCGCCGCUGGUGCUGGUGCCGCUGCCGCCGCCGCCGGUGCCGACCUCGGUGGCCAGCCGUUCUCCGAGACGGACUUCCAGGCCGCCCAGGACGACACCGUGUCGACCGCUAGCGACCCGACGGCUGACAACUCGCUUGGUCUCGACAUUGAGGCCAACGACGUCACCUACCUCGGCACCGUCCAGAUGGGCACUCCCCCGCAGGACUUCACGGUCAUCAUGGACACUGGCUCUGCCGACUUCUGGGUUGGCUCGGAGAACUGCGUUACCAUUAGCGCACAAGGCCAGUCGACUGGCCAGGACUGCGGUCAGCACACGUUCCUCGGCUCCAACGGAUCCUCGUCGUUCGUCGACACGCAGAAGCAGUUCCAGGUCACGUACGGCUCCGGUGCCGUCGUUGGCGACAUCGUCCAGGAUGACCUCACCAUGGCUGGCUUGAGCAUCAAGGGCCACACCCUCGGUGUUGCGCUCGGCGAGACCAUCCAGUUCUCUGGUGACGCCAAUGCCGACGGCCUCAUGGGUCUUGCGCAAGGCACUCUUUCCAACGAGGGUGUUCCUACGCCUCCUGAGGCGCUCGCCAAGGCUGGUCUCAUCGACAGCACGGUCGUUUCCGUUAAGCUCGCCCGCCUCGACGAUGGCAACAACGACGGCGAGAUCACCUUCGGUGGUCUCGACGACACCAAGUUCGACGCGAACUCGCUUGUCACGGUCAAGAACGUCAACACCCAGGGCUUCUGGGAGGCUGACAUGGACGACAUCUCCGUCGACGGUACCUCCGUUGGUCUCCAGGGCCGCACUGCCAUCCUCGACACCGGAACCACCCUCAUCAUCGCUCCCCAGUCGGACGCUGACACGCUCAUGGCCGCCAUCCCCGGCGCCAAGUCCGACGGCCAGGGUGGUUACACUGUUCCUUGCACGACGAAUGUCUCAGUCGCCAUGUCCUUCGGCGGCACGAACUUCGCCAUCGACUCGCGCGACCUCGCCUUCCUCCCGGUCAGCAACGAUCUUUCGGGUGACUGCACUGCCGGUGUUUCCGCUGGUCAGAUCGGCGGUGCCACCGAGUGGCUAGUCGGCGACGUCUUCCUCAAGAACGUGUAUGCCAGCUUCGACACGGACAACAACCAGAUCCAGCUCGCCAACCUCGCCGGUGCCUCCGCUGCCGCCUCGUCGGGCUCUGCCGCCGCAACCGCAACGGCUGCUGCGACGGACUCGGCUGCCGCAACGGACUCCGCCGCCGCUGCAACUGCCACCGCUACCGCCGCCGCCACCACCAAGACCAAGGCCGCCGCGACCGCCUCUGCAUAG
Molecule: messenger RNA, 1836 nt
Organism: Peniophora sp. CBMAI 1063
Lineage: Eukaryota; Fungi; Basidiomycota; Agaricomycetes; Russulales; Peniophoraceae
Source: the annotation of a GenBank genome assembly